This is a messenger RNA of Setaria italica (foxtail millet), 727 nucleotides long. Its product is annotated as transcription initiation factor IIA subunit 2. Lineage: Eukaryota; Viridiplantae; Streptophyta; Magnoliopsida; Poales; Poaceae. Gene Ontology annotation, cellular component: transcription factor TFIIA complex. The coding region runs from base 188 to 517 and encodes 109 amino acids. The record is from RefSeq and is a predicted model, not a curated record. Gene Ontology annotation, molecular function: TBP-class protein binding; RNA polymerase II general transcription initiation factor activity. The transcript is spliced from 4 exons. Gene Ontology annotation, biological process: RNA polymerase II preinitiation complex assembly; transcription initiation at RNA polymerase II promoter.
UAUAUAAGAAUCCAGAUUUCGAAUUCCAACUCCCCUGCUCCCUCUCCUCCCUCACCACCUCUCGUCGGCGCGAUCCCUCCCCCACAAGGCUCCCCGCUCCGCGUCGACGCCGCUGUUAAGGCAGAUCCCAAGGGGCCCUUCGUCUUCGCCCUCGUCCGAUCCGUCCCCGUCCCGAUCCUCGUUGGGGAUGGCCACCUUCGAGCUGUACCGGAGGUCCACCAUCGGCACCUGCCUCACCGAUACGCUGGACGAGCUCGUCUCCAGCGGGGCCGUCAGCCCCGAGCUCGCCAUUCAAGUUCUUGUGCAGUUCGACAAGUCCAUGACUGACGCGCUGGACAGUCAGGUCAAGAGCAAGGUUAACAUCAAGGGCCAUCUGCACACCUACAGGUUCUGCGACAACGUCUGGACCUUCAUUCUAACAGAUGCAACCUUCAAGAGCGAGGAGAUUUCAGAAACACUGAGCAAGGUGAAGAUCGUGGCCUGCGAUUCCAAGUUGCUGCAGCCUCCUCAACCAUAAAUUGACAGCCGCCUGCUCCAUCAUGUCAAUUGAUCCCCGUCCAGCUUAGCUCAGUCGGCUUCUUGACGCUAUUCUUGGCGCCACCCAAACUUUCCUAGUUCUCGGGAAUUUGCCCCCUCUGAAAGUUGUUUGUGUGAACCUAAACAACCGCCCGUGGCACCAGACUAGAGUACCAUGGCUGCCAACUUGUUAUCCAUACCGCUUAUGGAA